AUGGGUACAGAGCAGAAAUCAUUAUUGGGAACUCUUUCGCCGUGGAGUACCCCAAGAAGUGUGACACCGCAGCCUGCGGAUCCCCCCAAACCAGAUGCUUUGCAGCGCUCCCAAGGAGAAGACCAUACGGUGACCCAUAGACAUCGAUUGAGCAUGCGUCGCUAUCCUUCUGAUUGCCCUCCACUGAAAGUGAGAUGGUUCUACGCUGUGGACUCGCCCAAGAGGAAACCGUCCCUCCUGGAACAAAAAAAGGCAGACCAAAAACCCUUGCCAUUACCAAAAAAAUUCAUUCCUUUCCCCGGAAGAGAUUCACAGUCUAUCGAAACCACAUUUCAGAAAAUAUCAGACAUAGAAGAGGCUCACCAACAGAACGAGUCCAAACCAAAGGAAACAGUCUUAUCCAAAGUACCCGUGAACGAGGACUUCCUUUUCAAUGUUGAUGUGGAGCAACGAGAAUUGAGUCCCACUUAUUGGAUUGGCCCUGUUUAUGAAGUCCGUCGUGGAACAUGGUUUGUCCAGGAUGGUUCUAAUCUCAAACCAUGCGAAGAAAAUCUGGCCACUCAGCUUGAAGAGGGCUAUAUCAAGAUUUGUCCGUGGAGGGCUGAUCCAGUCAAGGCUGGACCUCCAGAACAAGCUUCAAACACAAAUGAGGUUAGAACAGGUCAAGCAAAACCUGUGGAAACGGAUCCGAAAAUGCCUCAAACACUUCAAACAUCACAGACCGCCAACCCGACCUCCCCUCCUCGCGGCACGGGAAAUGACUCUAAUGGCCCCGCAGCCGAGCCCCAGCAGUAUCGUCUAUUUGGCGCUUACAUGAACAGGAUUGUGGCCUAUCAAGAUUCCACAACGGCCUGGCUGAUGAAUGAUGAUUUCAUGUCACGAUUCAGUACUUCGGUGUAUCAAAAGCUGGGAGGUGUUCCGGGAACAAAGUUGGUGCGCGGAUUUGAGCCCAGAAAACCAAAGGAGGCACCCGAAGGAAGAACUUCUAAACAAAAACCACAUGAGGAGACAUCGAUUAUCACAGGCGUGAAUGACAAUAUGAAAGAGGAGUUGAAAUCCCCUAUAACCAAUCCCAUGACGCCAGCUCAAGCGGGUGCAUUUGAAGAGCUGGACAGACCAAGGUCCACCCUAGAACGACAAAUGUCUUCCCUUGCGGGUGAGCCGCAAAAUCCCGCUGAACUCGAAGAGCAGGCCCGCAGGCAGGAGGAGCAAGAGAUGGAAGAGUCAAGAGAAAUUGACGGUGAGGACAGAGAACGCGACGUGGACCAUUUGGUUCUCGUCACUCAUGGGAUUGGCCAGCGACUGGGAUUGCGAUUGGAAAGCAUCAAUUUUAUACAUGAUGUUAAUGUCCUUCGCAAAACACUGAAAACCGUGUACAAGGCUUCCCCUGAUCUUCAAGCGUUGAAUUCUGCAUUUCCGGACAGCGAUAAGAAUUGCCGGGUCCAAGUGCUCCCCGUGUGUUGGCGGCAUCUUCUUGACUUUCCGUAUCGGGGAGUUCGACAGAAUAGAAAAGAAUUAGAUCUGACCGACGCGGAUGCUCUGGAAGAUGACACAUACCCAAGUCUAUCAGAUAUCACUCUGGAAAGUGUACCCGCUGUGCGCAACCUCAUUUCAGACCUGGCCAUGGAUGUGCUUCUUUAUCAGAGCGGGUAUUGCGAACACAUUUCCAAUAUUGUCAUACAAGAGUGCAAUCGAAUCCUCCAGAUUUACCAGAAACAAAACCCUUCCUUCAAGGGCUCGGUCAGCCUCAUUGGCCAUUCCCUUGGAAGUGCAAUCCUGUUUGACAUCUUGUGUCAUAAAUCCGCAAGCACGAAACAACAUGGCAAGAAAGGAACGGCCCAAAGAAGUGAAUAUUCAGCCCCCAGGAACACGAAGGCAAAUGCGUUCGACUUUGAAUGUGAAGAGUUCUUCUGCCUCGGGUCCCCUGUUGCACUCUUCCAAAUGCUCAAGGGAAAGACUAUUGGUGGAUACUCUGCUCGGAAUCGCAAAACUGCCUUGGACGUUGAGAUUGACUUGGAUAUCCCUAGCCCUGGGCAUGGACCAAACGAUAACCCCGCUAUCAUGUCGAUGCCGAAGUGCCGAGAUCUGUACAAUAUCUUUCACCCAUCUGAUCCAGUAAGCUACCGCGUUGAGCCUCUUAUAUCGCCAGCGAUGGCUACUUUGAAGCCGCAGCCCCUGCCCUCGGUGAAGAAAAGUCUCUGGACGACCUCGGGGCAGAGUCUGUCCAUCCUUGGUAGUCGCAUGGGCCAAAGUGUGGGGUCGCUAUGGACAAACUUCACCACUGGCGUUGCAAGCAGCCUGUUGAACCGCAGUCUGGGUCUGAAUAGCGACGGCACAUCUACCACCUAUGCUACAGGUAAACAAGGCGAUGAAUCAACCCAUAAGCGGACCCAAUCAGGCUCGACCCAGCAUGGUUCGCAAGAAUCAGAUGAUCACCAUCAAACCUUGAUCGAGUCCGACCUAGAAACUCUCUAUGAUGGCUUCCAGAAAAGCCGGGAUGUCAACCACGGGGAAAGUCCAGAUCCUGGGGCGGACAUCGACCAGGAUCGAAAGCUGAAAAUUGAAGAUGCCAAAGUGCGCGCCUUGAAUGCUAAUGGUCGCGUGGAUUAUAGCGUGCAGGAGGGAGCUUUCGAUAUUUCACUAAUUGCCAGUAUUGCCAGCCAUCUUACCUAUUGGGGUGAUGAGGACGUCAAUCAUUUCAUGUUGUCCCAAAUGCUAUCUAGAAGACACCGGCAUAGGAUCAAACCUGAGUGA
This is a messenger RNA of Penicillium soppii, 2754 nucleotides long. Its product is annotated as DDHD family phospholipase. The record is from RefSeq and is a predicted model, not a curated record. NCBI's taxonomy places the organism in Eukaryota, Fungi, Ascomycota, Eurotiomycetes, Eurotiales, Aspergillaceae. Bases 1 to 2754 code for a protein of 917 amino acids. Gene Ontology annotation, cellular component: cytoplasm. Gene Ontology annotation, molecular function: glycerophospholipase activity; metal ion binding. The transcript is spliced from 3 exons.